This is a messenger RNA of Daucus carota subsp. sativus, 2421 nucleotides long. RefSeq lists its product as uncharacterized. The record is from RefSeq and is a predicted model, not a curated record. The transcript is spliced from 4 exons. NCBI's taxonomy places the organism in Eukaryota, Viridiplantae, Streptophyta, Magnoliopsida, Apiales, Apiaceae. Bases 1 to 2421 code for a protein of 806 amino acids.
AUGGAGUGUGAUCCGGGGGGGUUUGGUUUGGGGGAUGAUUUUGAUGAGAUGAUCCGUAAUUCAUAUAAAAAUGACAUUGACACCAGUGGUAAAAAUCAGAUGACCAAAGAUGCAAUUAAUUUUUAUAGGCUAGUCGAGGAGGGCAAACAACCUUUGUAUCCGGGGUCGAAAACUUUUACUCGUUUAGGUUUUGUAGUUAAGCUUUACAUGUUGAAGUGCACUUGUGGAUUUACCGAGUCAGCCUUUAGUGCAAUACUUGAGCUGAUAAAAGAGGCCUUCCCCGAGUCAAAUUUGCCUCCUUCUUUUAGUGCUGCGAAGGGGAUGAUUAAAGAAUUAGGCCUUGAUUAUGAGAAGAUACAUGCAUGUCCUAACGAUUGCAUGCUAUAUUGGGCUAAAAAUAAAGAUGAAAAUAUUUGCAAAGUGUGUGGAGUUUCAAGAUGGAAAGCUGUAGAUAAUGAUAAAACUGAUAUAUUAGAGAAGGAUGAUAGGAAAAAAUAUAAAGUCCCUGCCAAAGUUCCUGGUAAUGAAAUAGAUGUGUAUUUGCAGCCACUUACAGCUGAGUUGAAAGAGUUGUGGGAAACUGGUAUAGAAACAUAUGAUGCCCACUUUAACAACACUUUUACCUUGCAUGCCAGCCUAUUAUGGACAAUAAGUGAUUUUCCGGGGUAUGGGGUUUUAUCGGGUUGGAGCACAAAGGGAUACCUUGGUUGUCCCGAAUGUCACUAUGAAACAUCAUCAACCUAUUUGAAGCACAGCCGUAAAGUUUGCUACAUGAGCCACAGAAAAUUCCUACCUCCUGAUCACAAGUUUAGAUUGGACACCAAAAGGUUUAAUGGGGAAGUUGAAACAAAUCUUUGUCCAGAACCUUUAUCCGGAAAUUUCAUUAUUAAACUUCUGGGUAAAUUUAGGAAUAAUUUUGGAAAGAUGAAGGAGAAAAACAUCGUCGAUAAAAUCUUAGGAACUUUGUUAAACAUUGGGGGCAGAACAAACGACCAUCUAAAUGCUCGUCUAGAUUUGCAGGAGAUGGGGAUUCGUAAGAUUCUUCAUCCUGUGAAAUCUGCUGAUAACAGUCACUUUGAAAUUAUGGCAGCUUGUUUUGACAUGACCAAAAAAGAAAAAGAAGACUUCUGUUCAGUGCUGAUGAAUGCUAGACUGCCAUAUGGAUGUGCAUCUAAUAUUAGCCGGUGUGUGCAACUGAAUGAAAGAAAAAUUUCUGGUUAUAAAAGUCAUGAUGCACACUUUAUUCUUCAAUACCUACUUCAGUUUGCUGCCAUCAAAACCUUAAAACCAGAUGUCGCGAUACCUUUGAUUCGACUUGGUUCCUUCUUUAGGGGCAUAUGUGGAAAAGUUAUACAGUUAGAAGAUGUAGAGAAGUUGCAAAACGAAAUCAUCGAAAUACUUUGCCAGCUUGAAACUAUCUUUCCCCCGGCAUUCUUUGAUAUUAUGGUUCAUCUUCCAAUUCAUUUAUGUAAAGAAAUUGAAUUUGGAGGACCUGUGCACCUUAGAUGGAUGUUUGGGAUUGAAAGAUAUUUGAGUAAAUUGAAGUCAUAUGUUCGUAAUAGGAGCAAACCAGAAGGCUGCAUAGCUGAAGGGUACAUGGUUGAAGAAUGCCUAACAUUUUGUUCUAGAUUCUUAACUGAUGAUAGCAAAAACAAAAUGAACUAUGUGAAUUCAAAUGUUGGAAUUUAUAUUGGUUCAAGGCGAAACAAGGAUGGAAAACCUAUACAUUUGGCAGAAAAGAUAUGGAUUAAUGCUCAUCGAUACGUAUUGUUCAACAGCGGCAACAUGGAAAUAGAGCAGCUAAUAGCUUUGUCAAAGGGGCCUCAACGAGCAGCAAGAAAAUUUAGUGGUUAUAUAAUAAACGGAUUUAGAUUCCAUACAAAACAAAGAGACGGGAAGUGUACGACACAAAACAAUGGAGUUUAUUUGACGGCGCAGACUACUAGUUUUACUAGUACAAAAGACAAAAACCCCAUUGUUGCUGAUGUUAGUUACUAUAAAGCCAUUGAAGAAAUUAUAGAGAUUGAUUAUUGGGGAUCAUUGUCAGUAGUUCUGUUUAGAUGCAUUUGGUACCAAAACGAUAAAGACUGUCAUGGGUUGACAAGGGUCAACUUUAACAGAAUUUAUCAAAAAGAUGACCCAUCUGUUUUAGCUACACAAGUACAACAAGUUUUCUACAUUCAAGAUUGUUCUGAAAAGAACUUGUAUUUUGUUGUUAAAAAACUGCCAAGGGACUACAAUGAUGUGGAAGACGAAAGUGAUCCACUUGAAGAAGUUAGUGGACCUACAGUGCAGCAAGAACUAAUCUUUUCAGUAAAUACCCUACCUGAUGAUGAUAGUUGGUACAGAGAUGAUGUGCCGAAUAGACAAAUUCCGGUUACGCCAAGUGAAAUGGAAGAAAAUGAUGAAAUCUUCGAAUGA